CCAUAGGGAAGGCAACCACUUCUGUCACUAUCGUGAAACGACGCAAAAAUAUCUUUAACCACGUGAAUAUAUAAGCGGACAAGUUCUCUCCACGCUUUACAGUUACCCACAUUAACGAGGAACUGCUUUGUUUUUGAUGAUGAGAUGCAGUGUGGAUAUUUCCGCCGGCGUGGUGCAAUUUCACGGAUUUUCUCCAUAAUUAUUUUUCUGUCAUUUUUUGGUUGAAUUUAUUGGAAAGGCACCACAAGGCCAAACGGGCCAUUGAGAAUCUGACAGGCCACAGUUUUGAGAAUCACUCCUUCAGGCUGUCGUACAUACUGGACGAGGAGGCAGGAAGGGACGGGGGUGGAAGACCCCAGGUCCUGCGAGGGGCAUCCAAAAUGGGGAUGGGAAGCCGGGAGCAGGAGUUUGGUCAACCAGGGGCCAUGGGAGGGUUCCAGGGGCCCAGACAGCGUCAGCAUGAGCUGCCUCUAAGAAUCCUAGUACCCACACAGUUUGUGGGAGCCAUCAUUGGGAAAGAGGGACACACCAUAAAGAACAUCACAAAGCAGACACAGUCCAAGGUGGAUAUCCAUCGUAAGGAGAAUGCAGGGGCGACUGAGAAGGCCAUCUCUAUCCACUCAUCUAAAGAGGGCUGUUCACAAGCCUGCAAGAUGAUACUGGAAAUCAUGGAGAAAGAGGCCAAUGACACUAAGAUGGUUGAGGAGGUUCCUCUUAAGAUUUUGGCACAAAACAGCCUCAUUGGGAGACUCAUAGGGAAGGAGGGAAGGAACCUGAAGAAGAUUGAGCAAGACACUGGGACCAAAAUCACCAUCUCCUCAUUGCAAGACCUAACUAUAUAUAACCAGGAACGUACCAUAACAGUGAGGGGUGGGGUAGAGGAGUGCUGUAAUGCAGAGGUGGAGAUCAUGAAGAAACUUAGAGAAGCCCAUGAGAAUGACAUGGCUGCUGUAAAUCAGCAGACUAACAUGAUGUCUGGUCUAAACCUGAGUGCACUGGGGAUCUUUUCCUCUGGUUUGUCCGUGCUCCCUCCCACCUCUGGUCUGCGUGGAGCUGUGACCACCCCAGCCAACUACAGUCCCCUGCUGGGGCCCUCAUCGUUAAUGGGGGGUCUGUAUGGGGUCCCCUCCACAGGAGCAUUACCUCAUCAGCAAACAAAUGAACAGGAAGUGGUGUACCUCUUCAUCCCCACUCCAGCAGUAGGGGCUCUCAUCGGCAAGAAAGGACAGCACAUUAAAGAGCUGGCACACUAUGCUGGAGCCUCAAUAAAAAUCGCCCAACCAGACAGUCCUGAUGACCCUGACAGGAUGGUCAUCAUCACUGGACCUCCAGAAGCUCAGUUCAAGGCACAGGGGAGGAUAUAUGGAAAGUUAAAAGAAGAGAAUUUUUUCACUGCUACAGAGGAGGUGAAGCUGGAGGCACAUAUAAAAGUACCCUCAAUCGCUGCUGGGCGAGUCAUUGGGAAGGGUGGCAAAACAGUCAAUGAGCUACAGAAUCUCACCAGUGCUGAGGUCAUUGUACCACGGGACCAGACACCAGAUGAGAGUGAUGAGGUGUUGGUUAAGAUAAUUGGACAUUUCUUUGCCAGUCAGGCAGCCCAGCGCAAGAUCAGGGAGAUCGUUCAGCAGGUCAGACAGCAAGAGCGGAAACACCAGCAAAUGGUGCCAGCACAUUCGCAACAAUCAGAAUGAUCACUGGCCUGCACCAGCCAGCAACAGCUAUGUAGCUUAUGCGAGGACAAAUCUAUAUGAAAGAAAGAAUUAGACAGAAAAGUCAGAAAAUCAGGCAGAAUGAGCUAGACAGUGAGACAGAGUGGGAAGCAGAGAGAGACAAAGAAGCUGAAGAGGACCAGCAGUUGAAAAAAACAAAGAACUUUAAGCACAAAAACAUAUGGGCUUGUGGAUAUGAAUGAACCUGAAAGAUGAAUAAUUAUAUUAUCAGGUGAGAGACGUCACCUAAGGCCAGCCUCUCACUAAUUAAUUUUUCAUACAAUUUCAGCCAAAUCGCUGUGCACAGCACUUCUCAAUACUGAUUAAGCUGAUAUACAAACACUUAAAAAGUAUUGAGGAUUUGUGCACUGAUUGUGAUGGGAGAGUGUUGGGUGGGGUGAAGGCACAUAACAGGUAGAUGAUAUCAUAGUGAAUAUAAAACUUGCAGGUGUAGUUAUGUAUUAGAUGUACUAAUUUAUUAAAAGAUAAUUUCUCAAAUUAUUUUCUGUAGUUUUAUUCAGUGGUUCGAAUUUUGUUUGGAAAUUCAUUUCAGGCUAUUUAAUGUGAGAAAUCAGAUAUUAUGUAUUUUUCUUUCCAGCAGCUGAACAGUACAGCACAGUAACUAAAAGCAUUAAAGUGAUAAUGGUUAGUGAUAUCAUUAGAUAACUAGCCUGUGUGCCUUUUUUUUCACUGCUGAGUCUGAACGUUCUCUGCUUGCAGCUCUGUUCUCUCUUUUUAAAAUUAUUUCUUAUUAAUUUCCUUUCCUUAAAAUGUUUCCCUGUUCCACACACAACAUCAGAGCAUCAUCUGUGUGCCAACUGAGCAUAAAACCUAAGAAUAUAAUAACAGUACUAUCACAAAACAGAAGAAAUAUCUACAAUAACUUACUUUGGGAAUCUAAUGCUAAUAUCAGGUUCUUUUCACUCAUAAUAUUACCUUCAGUAUAGUCAACAUACACACUUGAAAAACAGUGAAAACAGAGCGGCAGAAGUGUGAUCUGCACGGUCUUUUGGCCCUUUAGCAGGCGCCCAUGGGAGCACUUGUAGGUCUCCCUGACACUCAUAAAUGCAUAUGAUGCAAAUGCCUUCUGCAAACAUCUGCUUGGUGUGUGGCAAGUAUGCAUUAUACAAUUUUGAGGUAAUUUGCUAAGAUGGAGAAGCAUGAUCUGCUCUUUAACAGCUCUGCAAGAAUCAGCCCACAGUUUCUCCUGCAAGUACAUUUUUGCACUGGUGAUGUCUACAUAGAGAGAGGACAGAAAUAUUUAUAAAUGAUUGUGCAUUUUUUCCCCCCUCUCCUAUAUUCAGGUGAGGACAAAAGAGCAAAGUCGAGGCAAAUGUGAAGGUUUUGUUUUGUUUUUGUUUUUUUGAAUGAAAUGUCCCUGUUUUUUGUUUUUUUUUCGGAAUAUAUAAAGGUGAUCUGAUUGGUGAAAGAUGAAAAUGACAUCAAGCAUUUUAAUGUUGUACAUCGGAAAGGCAAGCAAUGCAUGAGGCACAUAUUUUGCUGUGCAUUGUUAUUCAAUUGAAACGUUAACCAUGGAUAAAGACAAAACAAAGUGAGUUUAAGAAAACAUUGAUUUAAUUACUGAUAAGUGCAAAGUGUGGAUAUUUUUUGACUGAUCAUAUGCAAACAGCAAUUAUUGGAGUGCUGUACAUUCAGCCAAAACACAGAGAGUGUAACUUUGAUAUUGAGCAUCUGCUACAACCAUUAGUGAGGCAAGAAACUUGUAGAUUGUCUGCACAGGUCGAAAAUAUGACCUUUGUGUGAACCAGUACAAUAUAACGUUCUACCUCAAGAACAGGGUACCUCACUCCAAUCUUUUCUCCCUUUUGCAUAUUUUGUAUACCUUGUAAAGCUCUCGAUUUCGAGCAUUUUUUUAAAUGUUUCCACAUAAAAGAACUAGUACAAGCCACCAACACGAAUGCUCGUUCUUGGGAGGGAGGCUUUAGACCCCUGCAUCAAAAACUGAUCUUUGCUUUAUGGACUGUUUGGCUCAAAUUAACUCUUAAAUUUAGAUUAAUACAACUUACUCUUGGGCAACUCAGCAUAUGGGUAGACAAUACUAAUAGUAAUAGUUUCUCUUGCAGUGUUUAUGUUUGUACUGAAAUGUCUUGGCAGUUCAGAUGUAUUCUAGGAAUAUAGCUUAAUCCAACUAUACAGUGUUCUUCAAUCUAUAUAGGGUGAUCUAAAAGCAGGAUGAUAUCUUUAUAUUACUCUGUUACAAAUGCUCGCCAGUUUUAUCUGUGUUUUGGACAAUGGAGGUCAAAUGAGAUGCCUCUAACAUGUCAGUUUUACAUUUUUAACACCAUGUUUGUGUGAGGUUUUAGUGUAGGGAUAAUUUCCUGCAGUUUACUGCUGAAUGUUAGCAUAAUAAGAUUAGACACGGUUUUAUGUCAGUGAUCCUUUUGACUCAUUUGUUGUUCUGUAGUAAAAUUUUGCUGUCAAACUGGAGAGAUGUCCAGCUGUCUCGAAACCAUCUUUUAAUAUGUCAUUUACAAAGACACAUGUACAUGAAACCUAAUCUUUGUCCUAUCACAUCUGCAGCUGUCUCUGCAUCCAUUUCUCCUCAAGUUCAGUCUUUUUCAAAAUGUCUUGAAAUGAAACCACUUGAAAUUAUAGUGAAUGCUGUCUGUGUUGGAAACGGUUUUCCUUUCAUGCUGAUUUUUUUUUUUUCAUAUCAACUCAUAAUGACAACACGUGUAAAAAAAAAAAAAAAAAAAAAACUGAUUUCUGAUCUGGGCAAAUGGGGAACAUAAUCCAUUGGUAUGCAUUUAGGACCGGAUGAAUUAGGUACAAUUUGACUGUGAGAGAAGACUCAUGAAUACACUUUUAUGUUUUGAUGUUUUCUAAGAGGGUCACACUACCCUCAAUGGAUACAGUAUGAGCAAUAAAGAGUCUUUAAAAAAACGUUUUUCCCUCAUUUUUACUUUUACUUAUCAAAUUUGUUUGUAUCACAUGGUUUAUCAAAAAUGGAUCUGAAAGAUUCUAAAUCUCAAAGCAAAACUUUGGUGGAAUAUUAGGCAACACACUAAUAAUUCAAUAUACAGGUAUACACAACACACAUUCUUCAGCAUCUAACAGUUAGGUAUAAUUUAAGUUGGGCUGUUGAUUUAACACGUUAAUUUAUAUUCAAAAUAAUGCGUUAAAAAUUAAUUUAAGCCUCCUGUUCCAUAAAUAAAUUCAUAAAUAAAAGUAUGUAUUUUCCUACUAUCGAACCAACUCAAGCUUGAAGUACAUGUAACUUCGUGGUUUUAUAGGGGUAGUUCACCCAAAACAUACAUUCUCUUGUAUGCAUUUUUGUAAUUUUCAAAUUUUUUACUCACCCUCAUAUCCCAGAUUUCUUCUGAAAUUCUUCUGGGACUUUCUUUCUUCAGCUGAACAAAAACUAAGAUUUUAAGAAGAAUAUUUCAGCUCUGUAGGUCCUCACAAUGCAAGUGAAUGGGUACCACAAUGUUGAAGCUCAAAAAAAAGCACAUAAAGGCAGCAUAAAAGUAAUCCAUAAGACUCCAGUUGUUAAAUCUUCAGAAGCGAUAUGAUAGGUGUGGGGGAGAAACAGAUCAAUAUUUUAGUUGUUUUUUCCCUCCCUACCCAGUAAGUGGCGAUAUGCACGAAGAAUGCGAAUUGCCAAAAACAAAAGAAAAAGAAUGUGAAAGUGGAGAUUGAUGGGGGAAAAAAAUGAUUUAAAUAUUGAUAUUGAUUUUAAGAAGUUCUGAAAAAAAAUAUUUUUUCAAAUUGAAAUAGUAAUUUUUCAUGUUAUUAAUGUCCUGACUUAUACAUUGUGAUCAGUUGAAUGCCACUUUAAUGAAUAAAAGUACCAGUUUCUUUCCAUAAGAGCAAAAUCUGUACAUUAUUCCAAACAUUUGGCCGCCAGUGUAUAUAUAUAUUGUCCUAUUAUGUAUUUCUAUAAAUACUUUAUUUUCUAUUCACUUUUAAUUUUUAUUCUAUUGUUUAUAUAUAUAUAUAUCUCUGUCUUGUAUUGUUUGUGCACUGGAAGAUACUUGGCAAUAAAGCUCAUUC
This is a messenger RNA of Myxocyprinus asiaticus (Chinese sucker), 5723 nucleotides long. It is a transcript of the gene igf2bp2b, whose product is annotated as insulin-like growth factor 2 mRNA binding protein 2b. NCBI's taxonomy places the organism in Eukaryota, Metazoa, Chordata, Actinopteri, Cypriniformes, Catostomidae. The record is from RefSeq and is a predicted model, not a curated record. Gene Ontology annotation, molecular function: mRNA 3'-UTR binding. Gene Ontology annotation, biological process: regulation of gene expression; nervous system development. Gene Ontology annotation, cellular component: cytoplasm; nucleus; cytosol. The transcript has 12 exons. The coding region runs from base 381 to 1691 and encodes 436 amino acids.